AUGUUUUCACGUUCAGCUGGGGGUACCACAUCAACCUGCACCUACAAACCGUGAUAGCGUUUGUCUGCAGCCCUCCCCUCACUAUCUCUCCCCAUGUUUCACUCACUCCCUCUCUCCUAGUGAUGAAGACCUCCCAGCCAGAGGAGAAAGACAGUUGCGUGAGUGAUGAGGUCACUUCCUGGGUGUCGGUGUGUCCCAGGGGCUUGUGGGAGGUCCAUCGGAAGAGGACUCGAUGGGCAGAGCCAGUUGACAUGUCUGGUGAUGUCUUCCCUGGGAUUGGCUCUCUAUGUCGGAUCAGAGUUCAACACCAAGGAGACCCUGACACUGCCCUGGAGCAGUCACUCAACCCUGACCAGCCAGUCACAGCCCCAAAUGAAGCCCAGGUCCAACCCCUACAGCGCUCUCAAGGUUCCGUGCUGCAGGUCCCACUCGGUGAUUGGAUUGUUCUGAGGCUGGGGGAGGGGCAUUGUGACAUAAUAGAGGGGUGUAUUGAGGGCAUGAGAGCUGGAGAGAGGUGUGAGGUGCAGCUGAACCCUCUUACCGACCCACACAUAGCUUGCCCUGGAGAAGGAGAGGACCAGUCCAUGUCUGUCAUCGUGGACCUCCAGACUUUCUCUCCUGGGUUUGAGUCCUGGCAGCUGACCGCUGGGGAGAAGUGGAACUGGGUUAUGUCACUCAAAAAGAGGGGCGGGGAACGGUUCAGGGAUGGGGACGUGUGGGGGGCAGCAGACUGCUACAGCAGAGCCAUCCGACUUCUCAUCUCCCUAAAACUACACCCCUGGAGGGAGGCCCAUGGCUUGGCCAAGAUAGAGGAGGAGGAUGAAGAAGAGGAGAAUAAGGAGAAGUGUCCCUCAGCUCCAACUGAACGACAAUACUGCUGCACCAAGGCCUCUCUCCACUCCAACCUGUCCCUGUGUCAGAUGAAGCUGGGCCAGUAUUCACGGGCCAGAACCAGUGCAGCCAGAGCUACACUGCUUGAGCCCCAGGGAGAGAAGGCCUGGUACCGCCUGGGUCAGGCCAACCUGGAGGCAGGGGAGCUUGGGGAGGCAGCCAGGGCAUUCAGAAGAUUACUGGAGCUCCAGCCUGACUCUCCCUCUGCCUUGAAAGGACUCCGAGAGGUGGGGAGGAGGGAGAGAGAGACUGAUUCACAACUUGGACAGAGACUCAGUAAGAUGUUCAGCUCAAGAAAUUGGGGUAGGGAGAGAGGUUUGGAGGGUAGUGAGAAUGACCGCUACAAAUAAUACAGCCCAAUAGUACAAAAAAAAAAGUAAAUUUCUGCUCUUUGUAGAUACUGGUUGUGAUGUACAUCUCAUCGCAAUCCAGCACUUUAUCUGAGGAGCCAGUCAGCCAUCUUGUAUAUUUUGAUCUGAGGGUAAUUAGCCAUCUUGGAUGAACUCCUUUCACAAAGUAGACACUUGUCCUAGUCAUUUAUUCUUGGUGUAAUGUACAUAAAUCCCAAAUACUAUUUUGAUUUCCAUUGUGUGUAGGUCAAAUUUACAAAACUUCCUCCUCAGCCCUUUAUUUAGCUGGAGGGGAAACUACUUUGCUUAAUUGCAGUGUUGAUAUCACCCACAAUUCAAUGCAAACCGUGGUGACAUGUCUAAUUGCUGGUGAUAGCCAAUUUCACAUUUAAUCAACAGGACUACAUUUUUGUAGUUGUGUCAAACCUCAUGGUGAAACGCAUCAUGAAAUGUGUAGCUAAUUAGUAAACUCUGAUAAUCAGUCACCAUGGCUUGGGCAAGUGCACUUGCCAGUACACUUCGAUAUGAUGUAAAAUGUCAUUCAAGGGCCAAGGGGCUUUCUACUUUGAGUGUAGGGCUUGCAUUUUGUGACCUAUGGAUACAGUCAGACAUCUUGUGUUUUGUGACCUGUGGAUACAGUCAGACAUCUUGUGUUUUGUGACCUGUGGAUACAGUCAGACAUCUUGUGUUUUGUGACCUGUGGAUACAGUCAGACAUCUUGUGUUUUGUGACCUGUGGAUACCGUCAGACAUCUUGUGUUUUGUGACCUGUGGAUACAGUCAGACAUCUUGUGUUUUGUGACCUGUGGAUACAGUCAGACAUCUUGUGUUUUGUGACCUGUGGAUACAAUCAGACAUCUGGUGUUUUGUGACCUGUGGAUAUAGUCAGACAUCUGGUGUUUUGUGACCUACGGAUACAGUUAUCCGUUAUACUUCACUAACCAUGUUACAUACAAACAUUUUAUCUAAGCUCAUGUCCCACCUCUCCCAUUUUCUCAUUGGAUAACUCUCACCUCUCUCCUCUUCUCAUUGGAUAACUCCCACUUCUCUCUUAAUGGUUAACCCAAGUGUUCUACCCCAUGUGAGUCAUUGAAAGAUUAAGGAUGGAUUAUUCAAAAACUUUUCUUAAAUAAUCUUGGUUUUCUUUUUCAUCUGUGGAUAAAUCUCUGGAGUAGAGAUGCACAUGAUUUGUAUGUGCCUCCAAGGUAUCAACAUACAUCGUAAAAAAUGUCCUGAAGUUAGAGACUGUAAGUAUUUGGGCAGUGACACAAGGUUUCGUGUUUUGUCUCUUUUGUCCAGAACAUUGGAUUUGAAAUAAAACAAUGUCUAAGUGCA
Esox lucius (northern pike) is the source of this 2575-nucleotide messenger RNA. It is a transcript of the gene fkbpl, whose product is annotated as FKBP prolyl isomerase like. The coding region runs from base 123 to 1241 and encodes 372 amino acids. NCBI's taxonomy places the organism in Eukaryota, Metazoa, Chordata, Actinopteri, Esociformes, Esocidae. Gene Ontology annotation, molecular function: protein binding. The record is from RefSeq and is a predicted model, not a curated record. The transcript has 3 exons.